UCCAGUGAAGACAAAGUAGUAGAAGUGGCAGAGGAGGAAGAAGUGGCUGAUGUUGAGGAAGAAGAAGCCGAUGAUGAUGAGGACGAUGAGGAAGGUGAUGAGGUAGAGGAAGAGGCUGAGGAGCCCUAUGAAGAGGCGACAGAGAGAACCACCAGCAUCGCCACCACCACCACCACCACCACGGAGUCUGUGGAAGAGGUGGUUCGAGAGGUGUGCUCUGAACAAGCCGAGACCGGGCCCUGCCGAGCAAUGAUCUCCCGCUGGUACUUUGAUGUCACUGAAGGGAAGUGUGCCCCGUUCUUUUACGGCGGAUGUGGCGGCAACAGGAACAACUUUGACACAGAAGAAUACUGCAUGGCGGUGUGUGGCAGCGUCAUGUCCCAAAGUUUACUCAAGACUACCUGGGAACCUCUUCCCCAAGAUGCUGUUAAACUUCCUACAACAGCAGCCAGCACCCCUGAUGCCGUUGACAAGUAUCUUGAGACACCUGGAGAUGAGAAUGAACACGCCCACUUCCAGAAAGCCAAAGAGAGGCUUGAGGCCAAGCACCGAGAGAGAAUGUCUCAGGUCAUGAGAGAAUGGGAAGAGGCAGAACGUCAGGCAAAGAACUUGCCCAAGGCUGAUAAGAAGGCAGUUAUCCAGCAUUUCCAGGAGAAAGUGGAAUCUCUGGAACAGGAAGCAGCCAACGAGAGACAGCAGCUGGUGGAGACGCACAUGGCCAGAGUGGAAGCCAUGCUCAAUGACCGCCGCCGCCUGGCGCUGGAGAACUACAUCACUGCUCUGCAGGCUGUUCCUCCUCGGCCGCGACACGUGUUCAACAUGCUAAAGAAGUAUGUCCGCGCUGAACAGAAAGACAGGCAGCACACCCUAAAGCAUUUUGAACAUGUGCGCAUGGUAGAUCCCAAGAAAGCUGCUCAGAUUCGGUCCCAGGUUAUGACACACCUCCGUGUGAUUUAUGAGCGCAUGAAUCAGUCUCUCUCCCUGCUCUACAACGUACCUGCAGUGGCCGAGGAGAUUCAGGAUGAAGUCGAUGAGCUGCUUCAGAAAGAGCAGAACUACUCAGAUGAUGUCUUGGCCAACAUGAUCAGUGAACCAAGAAUCAGUUAUGGGAAUGAUGCUCUGAUGCCAUCUUUGACCGAAACGAAAACCACCGUGGAGCUUCUUCCGGUGAAUGGAGAAUUCAGCCUGGAUGAUCUCCAGCCAUGGCAUCCUUUUGGGGUCGACUCUGUGCCGGCCAAUACAGAAAACGAAGUCGAGCCUGUUGAUGCCCGCCCUGCUGCCGACCGAGGACUGACCACUCGACCAGGUUCCGGGUUGACAAAUAUCAAGACGGAAGAGAUCUCUGAAGUGAAGAUGGAUGCAGAGUUCCGACAUGAUUCAGGGUAUGAAGUUCAUCAUCAAAAACUGGUGUUCUUUGCGGAAGAUGUGGGUUCAAACAAAGGUGCAAUCAUUGGACUCAUGGUGGGCGGUGUUGUCAUAGCAACAGUGAUUGUCAUCACUUUGGUGAUGCUGAAGAAGAAGCAGUACACAUCCAUCCAUCAUGGUGUGGUGGAGGUUGACGCUGCUGUGACCCCUGAGGAGCGCCACCUCUCCAAGAUGCAGCAGAACGGCUAUGAAAACCCAACUUACAAGUUCUUUGAGCAGAUGCAGAACUAAACCACUGCCACAGCAGCCUCCGAAGUUGGACAGCAAAACCAUUGCUUCACUACCCAUCGGUGUUCAUUUAUAGGAUAAUGUGGAAAGAAACAAAACCUUCUGUUUUAUUUUCUCAUAUCGCCUUUUGACAGCUGUGCUGUAACACAAGUAGAUGCCUGAACUUGAAUUAAUAUACAGAUCAGUAAUGUCUCUCUCUCUUUACAUUUUGGUCUCUACACUACAUUAUUAAUGGGUUUUGUGUACUGUAAAGAAUUUAGCUGUAUCAAACUAGUGCAUGAAUAGAUCCUCUCCUGAUUAUUUAUCACAUAGCCCUUAGCCAGUUGUAUAUUAUUCUUGUGGUUUGUGACCCAAUUAAGUCCUACUUGAAAUACGCUUUAAGAAUCGAUGAGGGAUGCUUCGUGUGAACAUGGGAGUUUAGCUGCUUUCUCUUGCCUAAGUAUUUCUUUCCUGAUCACUAUGCAUUUUAAAGUUAAACAUUUUUAACUAUUUCAAAUGAUUUUGAGAAAUUUUUUUCCAUGAUUGCAUUUUACUGUACAGAUUGCUGCUUCUGCUAUAUUUGUGAUAUAGGAUUUAAGAGGAUACACGUUUAUUUCUUUGUGCCUGUUUUAUGUGCACACAUUAGGCAUUGAGAAUUCAAACUUUUUUUGUCCAUAUAUCUUUGGAUCUUUAAUAAAAGAAUCCCUGUUCGUUGCAAGCACUUUUAUGGGUGGUGGGGGGAAGGGAGUGCUCUGCUGGUCUCAAAUUACCAAGAAUUCCCAAAAAAAAUUUUCUGCAGGAUGAUUGUACAGAAUCAUUGCUUAUGACAUGAGCGCUUUCUACACUGUAUUCCAUAAAUAAAUUAAAUAAAAUAACCUUGGGCAAGACUUUUCUUUGAAGAAUGACUACAGACAUUAAAUAGUCAAAGUAAUUUUGGGUGGUGGGAAAAAAAGGCAGAUUCAAUUUCCUUUAACCAGUCUAGAACAUUUUAUUUAUGAUAUCAGAAGAAGAUGAAAACAGAAGGGGCAAAAUAAGGGAGUCAGGAAGGCAUGACUAGACAAGCCAUUCUUUCAGAUUUGUCUUCAAUUUGUAUAAAAGUGUUUUCUUGUAAAUAAAUACAUUCUUGGAGGAG
This is a messenger RNA of Galeopterus variegatus (Sunda flying lemur), 2764 nucleotides long. RefSeq names its product amyloid beta (A4) precursor protein (gene APP). Gene Ontology annotation, molecular function: signaling receptor binding; signaling receptor activator activity; serine-type endopeptidase inhibitor activity. The transcript has 13 exons. NCBI's taxonomy places the organism in Eukaryota, Metazoa, Chordata, Mammalia, Dermoptera, Cynocephalidae. The annotation marks the transcript as partial. The record is from RefSeq and is a predicted model, not a curated record. Gene Ontology annotation, cellular component: membrane raft; cell surface; Golgi apparatus. Gene Ontology annotation, biological process: central nervous system development; axonogenesis.